AGCGAUAAAAAAAAACAUCCUUGGACGUAGCUUCACAGUCCUCUCUCUGGUAAUAAUUUUGAGAUUUUUAAAAGAAGCGGUCGUUGAGGCCUCUUCUUCUCUUCCAUGGACACCGAUCCAUCUCCUUCUCCUUCUCUGACGAUCCAAGAACCAACCCCCACUGAUCAUUCAAAUCCAGCGGUGGAGAAUGAUUAUAACCUUAAACCCACAUACACAAAGAAGAAGAAAAGAAUCUUUAAAGACACAACCAUAAAGCCGCCGCCGCCUUCGUCAUCUUCUUCUUCCUCUGUUACUGCCUCUAUGAAUAGAAGUUCGCACGUAGCAUACAAACGACGAAGCCCCAAGGUGGUUUUUGCUCCGCUUAGGCACAGGGGCGGUGUAGGGGAUGGUAAUGUGGAGGCUAUUGCAUUACAUCUUGGGAUGUCUUUUGCUGCUGUUGUUGCUCAGGUUCUGGAGAGGAAAGAUGCAGCAGGUGAAAGAUUGUCUGUUGAUCAUCUUUCAAUGAUCUGCACUUCAGCUGUCAGAGAAUCUUUAGCCAGUGUCUUUGGUGACAAAUUUGAUUUCUUUGCAAGAAAUUUUCAGAAUUCAUUUGGGAGCACAUUGAGUACUCUUAGAUUGAUAGAUGAAUCCUCUAUCAACAAGAGACCACCUGCCUUAAUCCACCAGAACCUAGAUAUUUCUGCUCCAGACAGGACUCCCAAUAAUAGUGUUGGCUGUGCCAGUAGCACCGGUAUCAAAGAUUGUGACUCAGAAACAGACUUGCCCGCUACUUUGACUGGGGAUCAAAUACAUAUACUUGAAAAGGUAGAAGAGAACAUAUCCGUGGGUUGCUUGGGGCAAGAACUUGCCCUUCACAGACAAACCAACCAACUAGCCUGUGCUCCUAGCUCAUACCCUGUAAUUAACAUGUUUAGCACUAUUGAGAGAUCCGUUGUCGAGCAAGCCCGUUCUAAUGACCUGAAGGAAAUAGAGAUUGGUCUUGCAAUGAAAAAAUUGAAGUUGGAAGAGGAGUUGUUGAAUCUCACCUCAGAAUCAAAUUAUCUGGGGAGAUCAAAAUUAGUAAUGGGCAUGUCAAAGGCAUCCUUUGAAGUUGACAAGUUCAAGACUCAAUUAGAAGACACAAGGCAUGCUGAGCUGCAUAGAAAGUGCACGGACUGUCUUGUUGCUGGUUUGAUCAUCAUGUCUGCCUCGCUAUCAUACAGUGCAUAUGUUUAUUCAUACAAAAGGAUCAAAGAAGCUACUGAAUCCUGCUCUCUUUUGCACAAGGAGUCCAAAUUCGGGUGGUCCGUCAAGCCUUUUUCAUCCUUUAAUUCCUGGCUACAGGUACUCAUGUGUCAAGUUCAAGUUGUGAGCCAAAUGGCAUUUGGCAUCCUAAUUAUCCUUGCAGUUGCUUUUUUGCUUGUUCAACGCUCCUCAUCUCAACACCGGACAAUGCCAGUCACUUUCAUUCUGCUGCUGUUGGGAGCUGUCUGUGGUUUUACUGGCAAACUUUGUGUUGAUACACUGGGAGGGAGUGGAUCGCUCUGGCUUCUGUACUGGGAAGCUUUAUGCGCGCUGCAGUUCUUCUCAAAUGUAUGUCCAUCGACUUUGUUCUGUCUGCUUCAUGGGCCCGUCACCGUCACGGCCAUCGCCCGAGGGACAAAACCUACCACAAUAUGUCCAUAUUGGCUCCGGCGAUCACUUUUCUACACUACUUCCCUCCUGCUUCUACCAUUGUGCUGUGGUCUCUUGCCAUUUGCUGGCCCUGGUGAAUGGGCAGAUCAUUUUUUAUCUGGUAAAACGGAUGAUUGAACCAAGAGUUAGAAGCCAAGGAAAGCUCCCCUACAUAUUCGCAACUGAUCAAGCUUCCGUCUUUCUGUAUGUAAUUUACCUGCACUGUAUGCCAAGCUGCCCAAGAGUUAUGUUUGUGCUGAAAAUAAAUAAGGUGGGCUGCUGUGUGAACUGACAUGUUACUUUAUCCACCAAUGUACCUCAAACAACCUGGAAAAUUUAGAACUGAUUACGAAAAUAAGAGCUACAAGGGCAUCCAGUCAUUUAUUAUAAA
Molecule: messenger RNA, 2044 nt
Organism: Populus trichocarpa (black cottonwood)
Lineage: Eukaryota; Viridiplantae; Streptophyta; Magnoliopsida; Malpighiales; Salicaceae
Product: protein CPR-5
Exons: 5
Coding region: 106-1791 (561 amino acids)
Biological process (GO): trichome morphogenesis; defense response; leaf senescence
Source: RefSeq, a predicted model, not a curated record